Messenger RNA from Penicillium griseofulvum, 1068 nucleotides. Its product is annotated as phosphoglycerate mutase family protein. Lineage: Eukaryota; Fungi; Ascomycota; Eurotiomycetes; Eurotiales; Aspergillaceae. The transcript has 3 exons. Gene Ontology annotation, molecular function: phosphatase activity. Gene Ontology annotation, cellular component: cytoplasm. The record is from RefSeq and is a predicted model, not a curated record. Bases 1 to 1068 code for a protein of 355 amino acids.
AUGAGACUCUCCCUUGGUUUCGCCCUGGUGGGCCUGUCUGUCGUGCAGGCAUCGACUAUCAAGUACUCUGUAGUCCCAGGCUACUUCCUGCAGGAUGAGGAGACCACUGAUCCAGCUACAUUUGACUAUACAGCGGAGAACUUCGGCCUAAUCGACCGCGCAUAUCCCGCAGACAAGGAUCUCAGGAAACACAAGUCUCUAACCCAAUGGGAGCGCUUCGACAAUCAGGUCGCCACAUUGAAUGACCAUUCCCCACCACACGUCGAGUAUAAGGUUCUGUUCCUUGGUCGACAUGGAGAAGGCUAUCACAAUGCUGCCGAAUCCUACUAUGGAACACCCGCGUGGAACUGCUACUGGUCUAAACUCAGCGGCAAUGGCACAUCAACCUGGGCAGAUGCCGCCCUUACACCGAGCGGUGCCUCCCAAGCACUCAAGGCAAACGCCUUCUGGCAAAAGGAAAUAAACGAACAACGAAUCCACACACCGGAUCUCUACUAUGUCAGCCCAAUGACACGCACCCUUCAAACCGCCAACUUAACUUUCACGGGCCUGCACCUACCAAAACACAGCGCCCCCUUCAAGCCGACUAUCAAGGAACUCUUCCGUGAAUCAAUCAGCAUCCACACCUGCGAUCACCGCCGUAGUCGUAGCUACAUCCACUCACUGUUCCCGCACUGGCGCAUUGAACACGGCUUCACCGAGGAAGAUGAAUUGUGGAACGGCGUGACGGGUGAGUCUAGCGGUGCGCAGGAUCUUAGAAGUGCCCAGGCAUUGGGUGAUGUUUUCUUUUCUUCGUCUAAGAAAAAGUCGUUUGUGUCAAUUACCUCGCAUUCGGGUGAGAUCUCCUCGCUCCUGAGGGUUGUCGGACACCGGACCUUCAAGUUGAACACUGGAUCUGUUAUUCCGGUGUUGGUUAAAGCUGAGAAGGUUCACGAGAAGGCGCCGGUUACUUCUGUUCCUUGGGAUUUGACACCGCAUUGUACGGAGCCGCCGGUCACCUCCGUUACGGCUUGUGUGUGUCCUUCCGGUGCGGUGCCUGUUACGACGCCUUUGGCUACGGGGGCUUAG